GAGGUCCUAAAAUGUGCUCUAAAUGGGCUGAAACCACACCUAUUACCAUGCUUACUAAGUACCUUAUCUUCUUUUUCAGGAGAAGCAUGCAAGUCUCAACGAUGCAGCCCUUUUAGAUAUCAUUUAUACUCAGUUUCAUCAGCACCAGAAAGUUUGGGAUGUUUUUCAGAUGCAUAAAGGACCAGGUGAAGACACUGACCUUUUUGAUAUGGGACAAUUCAAAGGUUCAUUUAAGAAAAUUCUUCAGAGAGCAUUAAAAAAUGUCACAGUCAGCUUCAGAGAUGCCGAGGAGAAUGCAGUGUGGAUCCGGAUUGCAUGGGGAACCCAGUACAGAAAGCCAAACCAGUACAAGCCUACCUACGUGGUGUACCACUCCCAGACUCCAUAUGCCUUCAUUUCUUCAUCCCAGCUCAAGACCAGUGUUUCCCUUCUGGGUCAGGCACUGACAAUUGCUAGCAAACAUCAUCAGAUUGUGAAAAUGGACCUCAGAAGCCGGUAUCUGGACUCUCUGAAGGCUAUUGUCUUUAAACAGUAUAAUCAGACUAUUGAAACUCACAACUCUACUACACCUCUACAGGAAAGAAGCCUUGGGCUAGAUAUAAAUACGGAUUCAAGGAUCAUUCAUGAAAACAGAAUAGAAAAAGAGAGAGUCCAGAGAGUGACUCAGGAAACUUUUGGAGACUAUCCUCAGCCAAGAUUAGAAUUUGCACAGUAUAAGCUUGAAACAAAAUUCAAAAGUGAAUUAAAUGGGGGCAUCUUGGCUGAGAGAGAAGAACCACUCCGGUGUCUAAUAAAGUUCUCUAGCCCACAUCUUCUGGAAGCGUUGAAGUCCUUAGCACCAGCCGGUCUUGCAGAUGCCCCACUUUCUCCACUGCUCACCUGCAUACCCAACAAAGGAAUGAAUUAUUUUAAAAUUAGAGAUAAAUAAAAUGUAUGUGGUUUUGUAA
Molecule: messenger RNA, 947 nt
Organism: Manis javanica (Malayan pangolin)
Lineage: Eukaryota; Metazoa; Chordata; Mammalia; Pholidota; Manidae
Source: RefSeq, a predicted model, not a curated record